Molecule: messenger RNA, 762 nt
Organism: Striga asiatica
Lineage: Eukaryota; Viridiplantae; Streptophyta; Magnoliopsida; Lamiales; Orobanchaceae
Source: the annotation of a GenBank genome assembly
AUGCGGCGACAGGGCCUGGUCUUCGUGGACGGCGACGAUCAACGCUAUAACAAAGGCAGGCGCGAGGAGGUUGCCUUCGCCGAUGGAUAUCGUGCCCGACACGAUUGGGGACUUGAUCGCGAUUAUGGUCGAUGGGAGGGGCCGUUUCGCGUUGGCAUCUCCGAAUUCGACGGAGAGCAAGUUGAGGGGCUAUUGUACGAUGGUCCGCCUGUGUUUGAUGAAGAACCCGAGGAGGUGGAGGAGCGUCUUCUUGGCGAAGUGGACGGUCUCUACGACGGUCCGCCGCUCUUUGAUAAGGAGCCUUCAGGGCUGAAGUAUGAAGCUGGAACUGCUGCUAUCAAAACCGUUGAAGAAGACACGCAGUUAUAUAUGUUGCAUCAGUUUCAUGAAGGGAAGUGUGAGGUUGCCAUUGUUGACGAUGGUGCACUUUCCAAGUCGAUUCUCGGAAACAAAAAAUGUUAUUUAUUGGAUUGUGGUUCCGAAGUAUUUGGUUGGGUUGGCCGGGUAACUCAAGUGGAGAAGAGGAAAAGUGUCAUUCGCGCAACCGAGGAUUUUGUGGCUCGCCAAGGUAUCACAGUGCCGUUCAACCUUCCUGUUCGACCGGGGAAAACGACGGGGGUUUCCUACUAUGGUUCGACACCACACGCCGGCCACGGGUGCGGAUCGGCUUCGAAGGCGAAGCCUUCCGAACCGGGGGAGAAUGCUGCAAAUUUGAAGAAAGAUGCGAUUUUUAUUGCAGAGGCUUCUUGUUGGGUGGCUUGA